AAUGUAUAUAAAACAAUCGGACGCGGUUUUCAGAUGUUUUAUUUCGAGUAAACCAAUAACUAAACCAAGUGAAUACACAUAAAUCACAAAGAAGAGACAUUUAAGCUCUUCAACGUCAAGACUAUUAAACUAGCACAUAAUUCAGCAGAUUCUAAUUCUCUAAUUAAUUACAAAAUGAACUACAAAUUGAGCGUUUUGGCCGUUAUUUUGGGUGUUGCUGUAGUUGUCCUUUCCGCUGACGAAAAAAACACAACCGCCCCGUCAGAACCUGACAAUGGAGUCAAAAUAUUCCGUAGACUUAUCCCAGCCGACGUUUUAAGAGAUUUCCCUGGAUUAUGUUUUGCUUCUACUAAGUGCGCUACAGUUGAACCAGGUCACAUAUGGGAAUUAGCACCUUUCUGUGGUCGCUCAACCUGCGUACAAGGUGAAGGCACCAAUCAACUUUUGGAAUUAGUUGAAGACUGUGGACCAUACCCAAAACCCAACCCAAAAUGUAAGCUCUCUGAAAAAACUAACAAGACAGCGGCUUUCCCAGAAUGUUGUCCAAUUUUCGAAUGCGAACCUGGUGUAAAAUUGGAAUACCCAGAAAUUGCUAUUAUUGAAGGUGGUGGGGAGGAAGCUACUGUACCAACAACUGUGAAACCUACCAAAGCCUGAGUAUUACAAUUUGCAAGCACUACUUCCAUCAUUAAUCAAUGAUUAACACAUCUCACAAGCAUAAAAACUGUACAAUACAUAUUAAGAUUAAACUAUUUUAUGAUAAAU
Daktulosphaira vitifoliae (grape phylloxera) is the source of this 765-nucleotide messenger RNA. RefSeq lists its product as uncharacterized. Bases 175 to 657 code for a protein of 160 amino acids. The record is from RefSeq and is a predicted model, not a curated record. The transcript is spliced from 3 exons. NCBI's taxonomy places the organism in Eukaryota, Metazoa, Arthropoda, Insecta, Hemiptera, Phylloxeridae.